Molecule: messenger RNA, 2196 nt
Organism: Capsella rubella
Lineage: Eukaryota; Viridiplantae; Streptophyta; Magnoliopsida; Brassicales; Brassicaceae
Product: LEAF RUST 10 DISEASE-RESISTANCE LOCUS RECEPTOR-LIKE PROTEIN KINASE-like 2.4
Exons: 4
Coding region: 90-2081 (663 amino acids)
Biological process (GO): protein phosphorylation
Molecular function (GO): ATP binding; protein kinase activity
Source: RefSeq, a predicted model, not a curated record
ACUAAUCGACACAGAAGAGAAAGGGUGUAGUUAAAAUUGUUAACUAAAUUAAAGUUUUUUCUUUUGUGAAUCUUAAUGUGCGCAAAUCCAUGGCAGGGAGAUGUGCUUUGCUUUUCCUCCUCGCUUCAGAUUUCUUGGUCUCCGCCGUGACGUCGUCGAGGAACUUUACGAUAGAGAACAAUUGUGAUUCCAUCAUAUGGCCUGCUUCCUACUCCUACCAGGGAUCGCUCGAAACAAAUGGUUUCCGUCUCGAGAAGGGACAGAGGCGUACCAUCAAAGCGACGUCGUCAUGGGUAGGUCAAAUAUGGGGUAGGACACUCUGCUCUACCAACUCAUCAAGUGUCUUCUCAUGUGUCACCGGAGACUGUGGCACCGGGAAAAUCGAGUGCAACAAGACCGUCGUGGAACCGUUCAUGUCGGCAACUUUGGCAACUUUGGCCGAGUUUAACCUCGCUGCGACUCCUGAGGAUGGUGAAAAUUAUUACGACGUCAGCGUCAUCUACGGUUACAACCUUCCUUUGCGUGUAACCCCUGAGAACCAAAAGUGUAAACCCAUCAAAUGCGUUGUUGACAUAGACAAGAAGUGUCCGUCGGAGCUGAUAUUGAACGAUAGUUCGAACAACCCAUCUGCGUGUGAGACCCCGUGUCAGCAAAAUGAGUUGCCGGAGCUUUGUUGUGUCGGACUCUACGUCGAUGAAGAUAUCAGAGGACCGGAAAACUGUAAUCGGACGAUCUACUCGAAGACUUUCAACCACGAGUGCCGAGACGCUUAUAGCUACGCUUACGACAAUAAGUACUUCACAUGUCCAGGCUCCUCCAACUUUGUCAUCACGUUUUGCCCGUCUAGCACAACAAAACCAGGAAUAUCCCCACGGAAGUUAAAACUCAUACUUGGAUUUUCAUCAGCUUUUGCCACGAUUAUCAUUGUUGCUAUUGUGGUAAAAGUGAGAGCAAGUAAUAUGAGAAAGAGUGAUCGGAAUAGGAAGAACAUGGAAGCAGUUGUAAUGUUAAAACGAUUUAGCUAUUCGCAAGUCAAGAAGAUGACAAAAUCAUUUGCGAAUAUUCUUGGGAAAGGGGGUUUUGGAACUGUAUAUAAAGGGAAGUUACCCGAUGGUAGCCGAGAUAUUGCAGUGAAGAUCUUGAAUGAAUCAAAGGGGAAUGGGGAAGAGUUCAUCAACGAAGUAGCUAGCAUGAGUAGGACAUCUCAUGUUAAUAUUGUUGCUCUGCUUGGAUUCUGCUACGAAGGGAGCAAGAAAGCUAUAAUAUACGAGUUCAUGCCGAACGGAUCCCUCGACAAGUUCAUCUCUGAGAAGAUGUCGGAGAAGAUGGACUGGAAAACGUUGUACAACAUUGCGGUAGGUGUGUCUCGUGGCCUGGAAUACUUGCACAACCGUUGUGUAUCGAGGAUUGUACAUUUUGAUAUAAAACCGCAAAACAUUCUCAUGGAUGGAGAGUUUUGCCCCAAGAUAUCGGAUUUCGGUCUUGCUAGGCUAGGCAAAAAUAAUGAAAGCAUAAUGUCAAUGCUAGACGCAAGAGGCACAAUAGGGUACAUUGCUCCAGAAGUGUUUUCCAAGAAUUUUGGAGGCGUUUCUCAUAAAUCGGAUGUAUAUAGUUAUGGAAUGGUGGUGCUCGAGAUGAUUGGAGCACGAGACAACAACACUCAAAAUGCUGGAACCAACAACACCUCCUCAAUGUAUUUCCCAGAUUGGAUUUAUAAGGAUUUUGAGAAGGGAGAAAUCAUGAGUAGUGUUUUUGCAGAUCAGAUAACAGAAGAAGAAGAUGAGAAGAUAGUAAAGAAAAUGGUAUUGGUUGGUUUGUGGUGUAUUCAGACCAAUCCAUAUGACCGUCCACCAAUGAACAAAGUCGUUGAAAUGUUAGAGGGAAGUCUAGAGGCUCUUGAGAUUCCACCUAAGCCUCUUUUAUUUUCACCUGCAUCAUCAUCAACAACAGGUACAAAAACUGCUCACGAGAGUCAAGAGACUUCAAACUUCUCAGAACCAAGUCGAGACACACUACACUAUUUUGAACAAGGUGUUCAAGAUAUUGAAGAAGAGAAUCAAGAUAGCUCAAGAUCUUCCUAAUUAAAACAAGAAAAUGUGUUAUCUUCUUCUUGCUGGGAUCUUCUUACCCAUUUGUUGACGAAUUCAAAUAUUUAAUUUUUGCUGAUAUUCACCUUCAUGCAUGUAGAAAUGUAAA